AUUGAUUUGCGUUCAGGCUACCAUCAGCUGAAAAUCAAGGAGUCAGACAUACCCAAGACAGCCUUUCGUACGAGAUACGGUCACUUUGAGUUUGUGGUUAUGCCGUUUGGCUUCAGUAAUGCCCCGGUAGUAUUCAUGGACUUGAUGAACCGCGUACUUCAUCCUUUUCUUGACCAGUUUGUUAUUGUUUUCAUCGAUGAUAUUCUUAUUUAUUCCAAGAGCCAGAAGGAGCACGAGGAGCAUCUGAGGGCCAUUCUUUCGACCCUUAGACGUGAGAAGUUAUAUGCUAAGUUCUCCAAGUGCGAAUUUUGGCUUCAGCGAGUGGCUUUUCUUGGCCACGUUAUUACUCAAGCAGGUAUUGAAGUUGAUCCUUCCAAAAUUGUUGCAGUUCAAAAUUGGUCAGCACCGAAGAAUCCGUCCGAGGUUC
Striga hermonthica is the source of this 427-nucleotide messenger RNA. The record is from the annotation of a GenBank genome assembly. NCBI's taxonomy places the organism in Eukaryota, Viridiplantae, Streptophyta, Magnoliopsida, Lamiales, Orobanchaceae.